CAAAACCCUCAGUGGCGAUGGCAAAUCUUUUGUUGAACCCGCCGAUGAUGAUUGCGCAUACACUAAAAGCUCCCAUGCCGAUGGCAAACCUUUUAUUGAACGCUGCGCAGACACCAAAAGCCUCCAUGGCGACGACGGGAAACCUUUGGAUGACCACUCCACUUUUGUUGAUCCCUCCGGUGAUGAUGAUUGCCCUAAAAUCCACUCAACAACCUCCUCCUCGAUUUAAAAGUAGUUUCUCGAGUACUUCUCGCUUGAAAAAGAGUUUCUCAUAUACUCCACCAACAUCCUCCCCCACGCAUCCUCUGUCUCUUCGUCGUUCUUCGAACCAUGUUGCAGUGCCUAUCUCUCCAGUCCUUAAAAGGGCAACUGGAAUACUAUUUAUUUUUCUUUUUCAUAUGCAUGCUGCAUCUCCUAAUCUUAUGCGGUCAUAUACACCAUGUUCUUACUCUUAGAUUCCGUUUUUUUUUCACGAUUUUCCUCAGGAACACAAGGAUUUCGGUGGCAACAUGAACUGCGCGGAUUUUUGGGGCCUUUUGUCGGGUUGGGAUGAUGUGGUGCAAACGGAUAAAAAGUUCGUGUGUCAAUGGGCGGCCAAAGACGACUCUACUACUGUUGUUGCAGAGACCGAAGAUGACACACAAGACGUGGAAAGAAAAACUCCUAAAACAACAAGGAUGUUUGAUGGCAAAUUGAGUCGAAAGAUAUUCAUGGUUGUAGUCGGAGCUUCUUUUUGUGUAUUUGUAGCAUUUGUCCUACCAAAACUACACGCAUCGCCUUUGGUAGUUGAGCCUGAGCAUUUAUCCAGAAUAAUGAAGGAUAUCUAUUUUCGUGUCAUCUUCUCCUGUCCAUUGACACAACAGCUUUAAUACGAAUCAAUGAAAGAGUUUUUGGGUGAAAUGUUUAAUUUUGCCCCUAACUUGCUCAAUAUCUGGUAUCAUUGGUAUCACAUAUACAGUUGGCAAAAUAUUGGAAAAAUUAAAAAUAAAAAACCGAGUGCGAAACAAUUCAUAACUUUCGCUGAUGUGGAAGGAGUUGAUGCUGCAAAAGCUGAACUUCUCGAGGUA
This is a messenger RNA of Lactuca sativa (garden lettuce), 1067 nucleotides long. RefSeq names its product putative inactive ATP-dependent zinc metalloprotease FTSHI 3, chloroplastic. Lineage: Eukaryota; Viridiplantae; Streptophyta; Magnoliopsida; Asterales; Asteraceae. Gene Ontology annotation, biological process: proteolysis. The record is from RefSeq and is a predicted model, not a curated record. Gene Ontology annotation, cellular component: chloroplast thylakoid membrane. Gene Ontology annotation, molecular function: ATP binding; ATP hydrolysis activity; ATP-dependent peptidase activity.